GUUCAGUGGUAAAGUGACAAGCAAAAAUACGAAAAUGGUUCUUGAAAGUACUAUGAUAUGCUUUGAUAACAGCGAUUACCAACGCAAUGGUGACUAUUUUCCUACACGUCUGAACGUCCAAAAGGAUGGAAUCAAUCUCGUUUGCCUCACUAAACUGAGAUCCAAUCCAGAGAAUAAUGUUGGACUAAUGACGUUGUCGAAUACCGUGGAAGUGCUGGCUACUCUGACAAGCGACGUGGGGCGGAUUUUGUCUAAAAUGCAUCUCAUCCAACCAAAGGGUGAGAUAAACCUUCUGACCGGGAUCCGCAUAGCCCAUUUGGUGUUGAAGCAUCGUCAAGGCAAAAACCAUAAGAUGCGUAUUGUCGUCUUUGUUGGCUCUCCCAUUUGUCACGAAGAAGGAGACCUUGUGAAGCAAGCUAAACGCCUGAAGAAAGAGAAGGUGAAUGUUGACAUUGUUAGCUUCGGCGAUCAUGGCAAUAACAACGAGACGCUGACUGCUUUCAUCAACGCAUUGAACGGCAAAGACGGUACUGGAUCGCACUUGGUUAGUGUUCCUCGCGGAUCGGCCCUGUCUGAAGCUCUGAUGUCGUCGCCCAUUAUUCAGGGAGAAGAUGGAUUGGGUGGUGCCGGCUUGGGAGGAAACGUGUUCGAAUUCGGAGUUGAUCCCAACGAAGACCCGGAACUGGCUCUUGCUUUGCGUGUGUCAAUGGAGGAGCAACGUCAACGUCAGGAAAGUGAGCAACGUCGUGCUAAUGCUGAUAGCACAGCACCAGCUGGUGUCGAAGCUGCUGCUACCGCGGGGCAGCCCAAAGUUGAAAGCGGCGCAGGAAACGCCGAGGCGAAUUCGGAGGAAGCUAUGUUGCAACGGGCCUUGGCACUGUCCACUGAGACCCCUGAAGAUAACUUGCCAGAUUUUGCCAACAUGACCGAAGAAGAACAGAUCGCCUUUGCCAUGCAAAUGUCCAUGCAAGAUGCUCCAGAUGAUAGCGUUACCCAGCAAGCAAAGCGCCCAAAAACUGAUGAAACCAAUGCUCCUAUGGAUGUCGACGAGGACUAUUCGGAGGUAAUUGGCGACCCGGCCUUCUUGCAGAGUGUGCUAGAGAAUCUUCCUGGGGUAGAUCCCCAAUCCGAAGCAGUGCGCGAUGCUGUUGGCUCACUGAACAAAGACAAGGACAAAAAAAAUGAUGAAAAGGAUAACCAAAAGAAAUAAAACACACCAUUUCAUAAGCACAAUUAAAUUUUAUAAGUUUCUUUGCCCAUUAAAAAAAUCAUUCGAAAGCUUGUUAAAUUGAAAAAA
Drosophila persimilis is the source of this 1297-nucleotide messenger RNA. It is a transcript of the gene Rpn10, whose product is annotated as 26S proteasome non-ATPase regulatory subunit 4. The coding region runs from base 35 to 1210 and encodes 391 amino acids. The transcript is spliced from 3 exons. Gene Ontology annotation, cellular component: proteasome regulatory particle, base subcomplex; cytosol; nucleus. Gene Ontology annotation, molecular function: polyubiquitin modification-dependent protein binding. The record is from RefSeq and is a predicted model, not a curated record. Gene Ontology annotation, biological process: proteasome-mediated ubiquitin-dependent protein catabolic process. Lineage: Eukaryota; Metazoa; Arthropoda; Insecta; Diptera; Drosophilidae.